AUGCGGAGAGCUGUAUUAAUAUUCAUCACCAUCAACGUUAUACUAGUGACCUUUUUGGUUCAUUCCGUCUUCACACUCCUCACGCUCCUUGUCGAAGAUGGCGCCGCCGAUGCGAUUCACUCUGCAGAGAUCCCCGCCCCGAACUCGCCCCUGAUAGACAAACGGCCGCAACUGAUACCUAAAAUAAUACAUCAGACUUAUGUGAACGAAAGUGUUCCGGACCAUUGGCUCGAGGCACAGAAAAGUUGCUUGGAUCUACACGAAGACUACGAAUACAAGCUAUGGACCGAUGCCAAGUCCCGCGAAUUGAUCGCAACUGAAUAUCCUUGGUUCCUCUCCACCUUUGACGAUUACCACCAGCCGAUUCAGAGGGCAGAUGCCAUAAGAUACUUUGUCCUUGCACAUUACGGCGGGAUCUACAUUGAUCUUGAUGAUGGCUGUAAUCGUCGUCUCGACCCUCUUCUCUCGUAUCCUUCCUGGGUCCGCCGUACCAAGCCGACGGGCAUCUCCAAUGACGCUAUGGGUAGCGUACCCCAUCAUCCCUUCUUCACACUUGUCAUCGAGUCGUUGAUACCGUACAACCGAAAUUGGAAGUUCCCCUACAUUACGGUGAUGUAUUCAACCGGACCACUCUUCUUAUCCGUCAUAUGGCAGGAGUACAAGAAGGGUAGGGGCAGGAAUGUGGCCGAGCUUGGCACCCAAGUAGGCAAUGCCAUUGGUAGUGGAGCAGACGUAGCCAAAGGUCUCAGAAGAUGGGAUGGAAGUGAAGCAGGAAGAGUCAGGGUUCUCAUGGGGGAUGAGUACAAUCAGAAGCCGUGGGCUUUCUUCAAGUGGCACGGAGGUAGCUCAUGGCAUGGCAAGGACGCGCGGCUGAUUUUCUGGAUGGGAAGACACUGGAUGCUUCUGACAGCUACUGGAUUUCUUAUAGCAGGCUUCGUAGGCUUGACAAUGUGGUGGAUAUACGGCCGCGUACUGCUGCUGGGCGAAAAGAGGAGGAAAGGCGGCUCCUAUUCCGGUGUUGAUGUGCUACUCAGCCGCACAGUACAUCGGAUACCCUACUUCAGGCUCAGGGGGGGAAGAAAGAUCGGUACGAGCUGUUGGAAGACCGGCUUUCGGCGUGAGGGAGAUGUACUCUUGCUUGAUGUGGUUAUCAAGUAG
Bacidia gigantensis is the source of this 1158-nucleotide messenger RNA. RefSeq lists its product as uncharacterized. Gene Ontology annotation, biological process: mannosyl-inositol phosphorylceramide biosynthetic process. NCBI's taxonomy places the organism in Eukaryota, Fungi, Ascomycota, Lecanoromycetes, Lecanorales, Ramalinaceae. Bases 1 to 1158 code for a protein of 385 amino acids. Gene Ontology annotation, molecular function: mannosyltransferase activity. The transcript is spliced from 3 exons. The record is from RefSeq and is a predicted model, not a curated record.